ACGUGACAUUGUUUUGCUUCCGUGUUCUGAGCUCCGCUACUUCAGUUGCUCACUCAGUCUAGGGGUGCAUAACUCAGAAUGUCUCAACUCCGCGCCGUCUUUGUAAACGUCUUGUUCUUAUGUCUGUCCUCUGCCUCUCAACCCAAUUUCGUGCUCUUCUUCGCCGAUGAUCUAGGCUAUGGGGACCUGGGCUGUUACGGACACCCGACCUCCCUGACUCCGAACCUGGACAAGCUAGCGGCGGGAGGGCUGCGCUUCACCGACUUCUACUGCACCAGCCCGGUGUGCAGUCCCUCCAGGUCAUCUUUGCUGACGGGUCGUUACCAGACUCGCACAGGUAUCUACCCUGGGGUGUUGUACCCAGAUUCUAUCGGGGGUCUACCACUGAAUGAGACCACCAUCGCGGAGGUGUUAAAGCCAGCAGGCUAUGCCACCGCAGCUGUGGGCAAGUGGCACCUUGGAUAUGGGGCCAAUGGGAUGUACCUCCCAACCAACCAGGGCUUUGACCACUACCUGGGGAUUCCCUAUUCCCACGACAUGGGUCCGUGUAAAAACCUGACAUGCUUCCCUCCUGAUGUGAAGUGCUUUGGGCUCUGCGACGUCGGCUCGGUAACUGUUCCGCUGAUGAAGAAUGAAAAGAUCAUACAGCAACCAGCGAACUUCCUGGAGCUGGAGAAGGCUUACAGCGACUUUGCAACGAAUUUCAUCCUGACCUCCACCCAGAAGCAACAGCCUUUCUUCCUCUACUAUCCAUCCCAUCACACACACUACCCUCAGUAUGCGGGCCAAAGAGCUGCUGGGAGAACUUUAAGAGGUUCGUAUGGAGAUGCUCUGGCAGAGUUUGAUGACACCAUAGGAGACAUCAUGGCCACCCUGGAGAAGGCAGGAGUCCUCAACAACACACUUGUCUUUUUCACAUCUGAUAAUGGGCCUGAGCUAAUGAGAAUGUCGAGAGGAGGUAAUGCUGGCCUCUUAAAAUGUGGUAAAGGCACCACUUAUGACGGAGGCAUGAGAGAACCUGCUAUUGCCUACUGGCCUGGAACUAUAAAACCUGGUGUGACUCAUCAGUUGGGCAGCAUUCUGGACAUCCUGCCGACCUUUGCCAACCUGGCAGGGGCCAAACUUCCCUCUGUGAUACUCGACGGGAUUGAUUUGACAGAACUUCUCAUUCAUCAAGGAAGGAGUGCCCGUGAGACGAUGAUGUUCUACCCCACAGACCCCAGUGAGAUGUAUGGCCUUUUCGCUGUGCGGUAUAAGAAAUACAAGGCUCACUUUUACACCAGAGGUGCUACUCACAGCGGUACCACGCCAGAUGCCGAUUGCCCCAUAUUUGCUGUUUUGAAGCCCCACGACCCUCCGCUGCUCUUUAACCUGGAGAUGGACCCCUCUGAGAACUACCCCCUGUCCCUGUAUGGCAAACCAGAGCUGCAGGACGUGCUGGAGAAGAUCAAGCAGGUGAAAGCAGAGUUUGAAGCCACCAUGGUGUUUGCCCAGAGCGAGGUAUCAAAGGGAGCAGACCGCAGCCUAGAGCCGUGCUGUAAUCCAGAGUGCAGCCCAAAACCAACCUGCUGCAGUUGCUAAUACUUUUUUUUUUAAUUGGUUGAACUCAGGGAAAGACUUGAUCAUCUCUUUUAAUGUGCUUUUUGACACUUUUAAACUAUAUAACUAAAUAUUGAUCAUUUCAACACAAUUCAACUUUUACUUUUUGUAUUAAGUAGCUGGAGGAAAUAAAUGGAAACAGGGCUAUGUGAACCCUCAAAAUGACUGAUUGGUAUAAUAAAAACGCCAUAGCCUGCUGUAGCUCAUAUUCUGUAAAUUUGAACUUGUCAGUGUCAUUUUAACCAAUUUCAAACUCACCACUCCAAUGCUAGUAAAAUGAACUGUAUAACAAUAUUUAUAACUGUAAAAGUAUUGUAUGAAUAAUGUAGCUCAUUUAAUUGUGGUUUAUGUUUUGUCAUUUUACAACUUCUGUGCAAUAAAAUACAAAGUUUGAAAUUAUUAGAUGUUUGUCGUUUAAAGGGACAGUUGGUAACUUUUUAGAGGUGGCAUGUCACCUGCAUGACUACAUGGAAAAAUAAACUUUAAAACAUACUUCGGAACAAUCCCCAUGGAGACUGUUAAGUUGAAUGCCAUACUGACAGGUCUGUACUUUGACCAUGUUUAAAUUCAGGCUCCAAACAAUUCUGUUUAGCUGUGCAUAUGUCUGAAAGGUCUUUAUUCUGCACUCUUCUCUUUUAAAAUGUAUGUUUUGAUUUGUUGUAUUGUGAUUUUAAUGUGUCUUAUUCUGCAAAGUGCUUUGAUUUAUUUUGUGUACUAACUGUGCUAUACUGUGCCUUAUCUUACUGUGUGAUAUUAUAGCCAAAGGAACAACAUUUCAAUGGAAACAGGCAAAAAUAAACCCCCUUCUAGGCCAAAUAAGAGUCAGGUUUGUGGAGAUGCAUG
Messenger RNA from Periophthalmus magnuspinnatus, 2442 nucleotides. RefSeq names its product arylsulfatase A (gene arsa). Gene Ontology annotation, molecular function: arylsulfatase activity. The coding region runs from base 79 to 1581 and encodes 500 amino acids. NCBI's taxonomy places the organism in Eukaryota, Metazoa, Chordata, Actinopteri, Gobiiformes, Gobiidae. The transcript is spliced from 8 exons. The record is from RefSeq and is a predicted model, not a curated record.